AUGGUAAACUCACUGGCUAAUAAACUGUCUUUGACAAAUGAGAAGUUACAAAAUCAAAUAUGGGACCUCAGAGAAACAGUUGCAGAGCUGGAUACUGAAAACCAGAAACUAUUGAAAGAAAAUGAAGAUAUAAAGGACUGGAACAGGAGAUUGCAGGCCAGUGCAGACUGUUUCAAGAUAUUAAUCGGGGACCUACACAGAGACGUGGAUAAUGCCAGGGACACAGUAAAAGACAGAGAAAACAAAAUCAAACAAAUAGAAUUGCAGAAUAAAAAUCUGGAUAAAAUCAAUGAACAACUGAAGGCAGAGAUCAUGGAAAUGUCCUGCCAGAUUUCUGCAUAUCAGGAUGAUAAAAUGUAUCAAGAGACAGACACAUUAGGAGAGAGAAAUAUAACAUAUGAAAAUGAGAGGUAUUUGGAACACCUGCAAAUCAGACUGGAAGUGAAGGAGAAGAUGUAUAAGCAAGAAAAGCUCCGAGCCCGCCAGUUAAGGGACACAUUAGAAGAAUUUGACAAGCUCAGGGAAUUUCAGAGGAAUCACAUUGUCCAAAUGAAAGGACAGCUUGAAGAGUUAGGUGAGGAAACUGCUCUUUUGAGAGUCGUGCAUGAGAACAGCUCCCUAGCUGGUUCCAUACUGCAUGAGUUUGCUGAAGCCGGGCUUCUGGAGGACUCACUCCCUUUGUUUAAGAAAGAAAAAUUCUUCUGUUACAUGUGGAGUUUCUUAAAGCUCUUGCUGUUAGUAGUAGUUUGCAUUGGACUUUUCAAUAACUACUUUACCACUGACACCUUUCCACUACUGUUUAAUGACAGUGAACUUGAUAUACUGAUACAAGCCUUGCAUCCAUACCUCAGUUUGAAAAAUGAAGGACUAUUACCAUUUUAA
Dromaius novaehollandiae (emu) is the source of this 882-nucleotide messenger RNA. RefSeq names its product transmembrane and coiled-coil domain-containing protein 5B-like. The transcript has a single exon. NCBI's taxonomy places the organism in Eukaryota, Metazoa, Chordata, Aves, Casuariiformes, Dromaiidae. The coding region runs from base 1 to 882 and encodes 293 amino acids. The record is from RefSeq and is a predicted model, not a curated record.